GCCCUCUGAGGGCGGGGAGCAAGGUGUACCGGGGAAACUGAGUGUGGCAGGGUCAUGAAGAAGAGGCGGCGGCGGGAGGCAGGAGGCGGCGGCGGAGGCGUGAAACUGCGGUAGCUGCCUGCUGGACUGGCUAGUGGCUUUGUGGGAAGGGCGUAGUUACUAAUCCCCUCUCCGGGCAGCGGCCGGGGCUCGGGGCUGAGAGCGGCCUUGGGGCCGCCUCCCCGGGCCCCGUGGCUCCGCCAUGUUCCGCAGGGCACGCCUUAGCGUGAAGCCGAAUGUCAGGCCUGGGGCAGGUGCCAGGACCUCCACUGCCCCCAAUCCCCAACGUGGACAAGAGGCUCCCAGGCCGCCGGAGCCUGCAGUGGCUUCUGCCUCGAAGCCAGCGGAGCCUCCAGAUGUGCCCUCGGUGGAUUUCAAGGGAGCGGAGCCCCAAGAAGAGGCUCCCAGGAGGAGUGAUGAAAAGACUGAUGGUGAGAAUGAUGUUGGAGAAUCCAAUAAACCUUCCUCUACUGUUUCACAGAGAAGAAAGCGAAUAUCAAGUACUUCUACAGUGGUUAAGCCUAGCGUCAGUGUUCCUUCAGAACCUCAUCCCUUAUCUACAGUUAAUCAAGAAGAUUCACAGCCAAACCCCAUUCCAACAAAAGAGAAACAGCCAUGCUCAGACAGAUACCGAAUAUAUAAAGCCCAGAAACUGAGAGAAAUGUUAAAAGAAGAAUUAAGAAAAGAGAAGAAGCAAUGGAAAAACAAGUAUGCCAUAAAUGAAAGCCAGAGGCCACCAGAUCGUUCAAAGAUGACUAUGAGAGACUUCAUAUAUUACCUGCCAGAUAGCAAUCCAAUGAUUUCUUCACUGGAGCAAGAAAAGAAAACUGAAAAAUCAUUGACACCAAUCCAGAUGAGAGAGCAAGAAGGUAAGAGUACUCCUGAUACUGAAGAUAAUGAAGAACUAGAAGAAGACCUGGAUGAUGGCCCAUUGCUGGUUCCCCGAGUAAAAGUGGCAGAAGAUGGUUCUAUAAUUUUGGAUGAAGAAAGUUUAACUGUAGAAGUUUUAAGGACAAAAGGUCCCUGUGUUGUUGAGGAAAAUGACCCCAUAUUUGAGCGUGGUUCUACAACUACAUAUUCAAGCUUUAGGAAAAACUAUUACUCUAAACCAUGGUCAAAUAAAGAAACAGAUAUGUUUUUUUUAGCCAUCAGCAUGGUAGGAACUGACUUUUCUAUGAUUGGACAGCUUUUUCCUCACAGAGCAAGGAUAGAAAUUAAGAAUAAGUUUAAACGGGAAGAGAAAACAAAUGGAUGGAGAAUAGACAAAGCAUUCCAGGAAAAGCGCCCUUUUGACUUCGAUUUUUUUGCUCAUUUGCUUCAGAAAGUUCUUGCUGAAGAAGAGAAAAGAAAACAAAAAUCCAUUAAAAAUCAGAUUUUAAAGGAGAAGAAAUCCUCUAAACCACGGAAAAGUGUAAAAGUGAAAAAAGUUGCCAGUGAAGGAGUCAGUGAUGAUCCAGAUGAGUCUAUGAGUGCUAAAAUUUCGGACACAGAAGAAACUCAAAAGGAUGCUCAGACAGUUAGACAACAGUCUCUGACUUUAUCAGGACAGGAUUCAGAACAAAUUGCAUUAGAACCAGACCUAACUCAAAAGAAAAGGAGAAGGAAGAAUCAGGAUGAAGCUGGUAAACAAGAAGUAAAAAAUGUUCCUGGAAAUGCCAUUGUUCAGCCAGGUGCUUCUAAAGGAGAAAAACAGAAAAAUAAAUGUCAGUCUUCAAGGCCAGAGAUAAAUAAAGAUGAAGGUAAUAAGGAACAGAAGCUUUCCUGUGUACAAAACAUAGAUGACAUUGAAGAUUUAUCAUCUAGUGAUGAAGUUGAGGAAAAAACUGACCCUAUCCUUUCAUCAAGUAGUCAUUCAGAUGCCAUGUCAGUAGCAACUGAGAUUUCGGAAUCAGGCACUUCAGAUUUGCAUUCAUUGGAAGUCGGAAUUAGAGCAUUGUGUGAGGUGAAUAAUGCUGAGACUAGUUGCACAGAAGAAAGAACUGUUGACUUAAAAACUAAAUCACUGGAAACUGAUCAAACAGAAAAUGUUAAACUGAUGGCGAGAGGACGACUCCAGAGGCCUAAACCCAAUUUAUCAAGGGCUCUUGGGAAGAAAUCAGUUCUUCCACAAGGUAAAGCAUGUGCAGAGAGCAAGAGUUUACAUCUAGAAACUUCAGUUGAAAAGACUCACAUGGAAAAGGAUAAAGUGAAUACAUUUGACGUUUCUGGAAUGGAGAAUACACAGAGAGAGAACUCAGAAGCUGAUUCUGUAUCUAAUUUGAGUGAAAAAAUAUGUCUGCAGGAAGAUGAUCAACCAAAGGCUUUUAGACCUGCACGACUAAUGAGGGGCCGAUUUCAAAGGCCAAAGCCAAAUGUAGGUAAAGCUGCUGAAAGAAGAGAAAUUCUUACAUCACAGGAAGAAAGUGGGGCCAGUGUAGAAAAGAAUGAAAAUGAAUUCUAUACUCCUGAACAAAUAGAAGAUCAAUCAUGUAAAAAUUUUGAGUGUGGAGAUAUCACAUCACAAUCUGAAAAAAAAGAUACUUUUUUCCAAAAUGUGCAGCUGGAUGAGCCCAAGGCUCUUAAUGAAUGUCUAAGUAUUCAAAAGGAUAAUAAAACAGAUAAACAAGUUCCAGUUCUAAAGAAUCAAUUUCAGAAACUAAAGCCAAAUAUAGGAAGAGAACCUGGAAGAAAAGACAUUUUUUCAAAUGAAGACAUACCAGAGGAGAUUCUUGCCUCUGGGGAAGAGACAGCAGCAAGACUGGAAUCCUCACCAAAGGAGAAGGUACUAGUGGAGGCUAAUACUAAGGAAAUGGUGUCAGAGUUAAAAGAAACAGGAAGAAGAGACAUCUCUCCUAAAGAGAAGGUACUAGAAAUGAUCGACGUCACUGUGGAAAUGGAGACAGAUUUGAAGGAAACUGGAAGAGAGAUUUCCCCAAGGGAGAAGAUAUUAGAGAUGUCUAAUGCCACUGAGGAAAGAGAGGCAUAUUUGGAAGAAACCAGAAGAAAAGAAAUAUCCCUACAAAACAAUGCCCCAGAAGAGGUCAACACUGUAAGUGACUUAGAGAUAGAUUUGAAGGAAACUAGAAGGGGGAUUUCCCCAAGGGAGAAGAUAUCACAGGUGACUAAUGCCACCGAGGAAAGAGAAACAGAUUUGGAAGAAACCAGAAGAGAAAUAUCCCUACAAAAAAAUGCCCCAGAGGAGGUCAACACCGUAGGAGACUUGGAGCUAGGUUUGAAAGAAACUGGAAGGGAGGUUUCUCCAAGGGAGAAAUUACCAGAGGUGACUGAUGCUACUGAGGAAAGAGAGACAAAUUUGGAAGAAACCAGAAGAGAAAUAUCCCUACAGAAAAAUGCUUCAGUGGGAGUCAACAUCGUAGGAGACUUGGAGCUAGGUUUGAAAGAAACUGGAAGGGAAGUUUCUACAAGGGAAAAGAUAACAGAGGUGACUGAUAUUACUGAAGAAAGAGAGGCAAAUUUGGAAGAAACCGAAAGAAGAAAAAUAUCCACACAAGAAAAGGCCCCAGAGGUUAAAACUAUAAGUAAAACAGAGACAGAUUUGAAAAAAAUUGAAAAAGAAAUUUCUCUAAGGGAAAAAGUACUAGUGGAGAUCUGUGCCAUGGGAGAAAGUGAGAUUAAUUUGAAAGAAAUUGGGAAAAGAGACAUUUCCCUGAUGGAAAAGGUAUCAGGAAAGAUGACAGUCAUUGAGGAAACAAAGGCAGAUUUGAAAGAAACUGGAAGAAAAAUUUCCUUGAAAAGUGGAUCAGAAGAGAUGAAUGUUACGGAGAAAAUGGUAGCAGAUUUGAAGAACACCGGAAAACAUGACAUUUCUCUAAGGGAAAAUGAACCAAAGGAGACAGAGACCUCAAGACAAACUAUGACAGAUUUAAUGCAGAGCAGUAGUGGCGACUGCAGCACUAUGCCUUCACUAAAUGCUAAAAACAUUAGCAGUGAAGGACUUUCCAUGGUGCAUACAUUUGUAGAAGAAAAAAGAAAUUCUGAAAAGGAAGUAUCAGGUCAGUUGAGUCGUUUGAAGACUUCUGAACAUGAUAAAACAGAAGACCAGGGGACACGAUCUCCAGAUGUUCCAGAGCAGUUUUCAGAUGUGAAUUUAAGCAGAUGUCUUCCUCAAGAACAGAAGCCAUUUGAAGUUAAGCCAGCACCUUUUGUGAGAAGUCGAUUAAAAAGACCAAAGCCAAACUUAUCAAGAGCAGCUUUAAAGAGAGAGACUGUGGAAGCAGAAAAAUAUGUACCUGGGAAGAAAUUGGAAAUGGAUAAAACAGAGACUAUUGUGAUACAACAGGAUGAUGAACAAAUGAAUACUCUCCCUUCUCAGCAUAGUGCGGUGGCUUCCCUAAUGACAUCAAGAGAAGAAGACAAAUCUGGGCACAGGCAGAAGGAGGCUGUGAUAUUAUCAUGUGUACAGACUGAAAAGGAUCUUUCACCUUCAAGUUCUUGUGAAUCUAAAGAGGAGUCUCAGUCUACACAAAUCCAAGAAAAAGAAUUAGUUGUUUCUAUGGGGACUCCUAAUGUACACACUUUUCAACAAGAAAUGAAGGAAAGUGUUAUCCAGACUGCUCGACCAGUAAGGGGACGACUUCAGAGACCCAGACCAAAUAUUAGAAAGGCUGGACAGAGGCAAAUUGUAGAAAAAGGUGAAACCAAAGGUAUAAUUAAGAAAGAAAGAACAAUACUACAAAAAGAUGAAACUAAAAAGAAAUUCCUGACUGAGCCAGGAACCGAAAUUGAAGUUAUAUUCUCCAAAGGUUCAGAAGGCAGAAUGUAUGAAAAUCAGAGUGACGUGUUUCUUAUAGAAGACCUUCAUGUUAACAAAAUUAAUGUGUUAGAUGAAAAGAUGAGACAUGAACAUAAAAUGUGUGUUCCUAGUCCAGCACAAUUCCAAAGGCAGUUCCAAAAAGCUGAUCCAAAUUUGAGAAGAGCACAUGGUAAAAAAGCAGAAUCAGGUAUAGAAAAAGACGGAAUAGAUCAGAGCGAGGCAAGGAAGCCAGAAGAUACUUUGCUGCAGAAAGAAGAUUCUGACACCCAGCUCCUUCAUAAAGAAAAAGAUGACCUUCUGACAUCUACUGAGGUUUCAGCAAGAAAAGAUUUUGUAGGUUCCAAAGAACCUGGUUUGGCCAAAAAAGGUGCUCAGUCAGAAGUUGGACCAUCAGCAAGUGUUGGACAGAAGACUGUAGGGGAUAAUUCUGUGUCUUCAGUUGCUGAAGAGCAGUAUCUCAGUAAACUAGCAAGCUGUACACAACUGUUAAAAGAAUCACAUUACUCUAAAAUUGCUCUGAGUCGAAGAACAGCUAUCUCUUCUGCCCCUGGGUGUGAGAUAGAUCAUAGUGAAAGGAGAAUGUAUCGAAAGAUCAAACCGAAUGUCACCAAAGGGCGUGGAUCCAAACGAAUUCGGAGUAAGACUUCUAAGAAGGAACCUAGAGCUUCCAAGGCCAUCCUGGUAACGCUUCGGGCUUCACAGGAAGAGGACGAAGAUGAUGCUGAAGAUUUUGAGUCUGACUAUGAAGAAGAAAGCUAUCAUCUUGCUCCAGAAGAAGUAAACAAAGCUCCAGUGUUUGUACCUGUGGGUCUCAGGUCUCCUGAACCUGUUUCUGCUCAGAUCGAGGAAACUAUGGAAGAGCUUGAAAUAACUGUGAAUGUCCCAGAUAUAGGAUUCAUAACUGUUGAUGAACAUCAGUUCUUAAACACAGAUGUGACCACUCAGGAAAUGAAACAAGAAGAAAAUUUGAAUGCAUUAUCAGUUGAAAUGACCACAGGUGAACAUACCCAUGAUGAAACAGGUCUCAACGAUGGAAGCACAGAAGCUGCCAUAACUUUACUUACAAUGGGAGAUCUAGUGUUGCAAUCAGAGAUCAGUUCAGAACAGAGUGAUGUAGCAGUAUGUGUAUUUCCUGAUGUUCCUUCAGAGGAUAAAAGCCAUAUUCCUUUUAGCCCAGAUGAUGUAAAUUAUAAAAUUGUUCAUGAAGGUCAGGAGCUUUCUUCGCUUGACAGUAGUACAUCUCCAUCAUUAGAAGAAAACAAGAUUGUAUUGGAGGAGCAAAGUACUAAAGAAGAAAUUGGUUUAAUGGAGAAAGUAAAGGGAAACACUGUAUCAACCAGGAAUACAACUUGUGAAGUGACUAAUAAUUUGGGAAAUAGAUUUGCCAAGCCUAAGCCAAAUCUUAGGAAGAUUUUAGAGACCAACAGCUUUGAUGCUCAUCAGGAAGUUCCCAGUUUGUUUGUAACUAAAGAAGAAGUAGAAAUUCAAAGAGAAACAAAAAAUGCUUCUGAAACAACAGAAUUAGAAGAUAAAAACCCUGGAUCAGUUACAACAGCAGAGAAUACGGAGCGGAGCAGAUUGGCAUAUGUACAUGGUAUUGAAGAGACCUGUAUUUCUUUGCAGGAAGCAAGCCUAACUGAAAGAAAGAAAGAUCAAGAAAGAGGAUCUCAAGAGGUUCAGAUAUUGUCAGUGGCUCCAACAGUUUCCUCCGAGACAAGGCCUCACACUCUUGGUUUGGGUACGGGUCUUGGUGAGAGUUCUAUUGGAGAGCCCCUGAGAAAGGACUCUAAUGGAGACAAUGUGCUUACCCUUUAUGUGCCAGAGUGUACAUCAGCUAGUAUUCCAGAAGUCCAACAAGAGAAUGUAAUCAAUCCUCAAGAUUUAACAGUGAAUCUAGUUGCUAACGUACAUCAUGAUGGUGAGGAUGAACAAGCAUUCAUUUUAACUCUGGUGGAAAUUCCAACCAAUGCAGUGGAAGAAUUUACUGAUACCGUUACACAGUUAAUACCAAACCCUUUACUGCCAGCACCCAUAUUGGUCAAAUCAGUGAAUACAGAAGAAAAGGGUGACAUGAGUAUGAGUUUUCCAGUAACUUCAGUUGGUCCAGAUGCCAUGUGUUUAUCUAAUUCUGGAAGAGAUGAUUCUGAAAAGCCUCCUGCUAAUUUGGAUCUUAUAUCUAGGAAGAGAUUUCAUUGUAGGCUUGAUGGAAGUGACCAUGGUCCUUCUGCCAAAAAAAGUUCACUCACUUUAAGAGACGAUUGUCAAAAAUAUAUCUCUGAGGUAUGUUCAAAGGAAUUAAUAAAGGUUUUUGAGGAAAGAGGGAAGUCUUACAAGGGACAAGAUAUCUUCCCUACCUCAGAAAGCACACAUACAACUUCAGAACCUCAGAAAGAGCAACUUGAACCAAUUCUUCAGAGUACAGGAUCUAAAUCUCUUGAUAAAAUAAUAGAUACACAUAUAGAAAAGAAUACACCUCAGUUACCUCAGGAUGAGAUGAUUGUGUCUGAUAAGGAAGAAAGAACUUGUGCAGCUUCUAAGGUUGAACAGAUGGAUAGCGUCACUUCAUCUUCAAAAACUCCACUAUCCAGACCUGGCAGAAGACCCCUGGGAUUUUUGUCUUUAAUAUGCUCAAAGAAUACUUUGGAGUCUGAUGAACCUAUUCCAGUUCAUAGUAAGAAACGCCUAAGACCUCUUUUACCUGUAUCAAGACAGAAUUUGAAAAGAUCUGGUCUACUCAAUGCAAGCCAUAAAAAAUUUCAAGAGUCCUCUGAUCUGCUUCCAUCUCCAAAUGUUGUUAAUACUCAUGCUGAGAAUAUUGACAGUUCAGCUCAGGUUUCUUGUGAUUGUUCGUUACCGAAAGAAGAAUGUAGAAGUGUCCAAAAUCAGGUACUUGAAGAGGAGCCAACCACAGUCUCUGAAUAUUUCUUUAGUGAUAUCUUUAUUGAAGUGGAUGAAACAAAAUAAGGUCUUUUUUCUUUCCUUCGUUAAGUCCAGGAUUUCCAGAGUAAAUUAUAUUAACAAAACAGUAUUAAGAAAAAAGCAUCACUGUCUAUUUUUUUUUAGGUUGAUUUCAGUUAUUUAAUGAGCCUGGUUUGAAGCUUUUAUAAUCAGUGGAUAACAUUACUGAGGUUCCUUUCAUUCUGGUUGAUUCAUCAUUUUGGAGAUACAAGCAGUUAAGAUUGCUUUCUCAGACAGAAAUAGCAACUCUUGUUUACAUUUUGACUCUUCCUGUACUGAACACACAUGGACAUUUUGGAAUGUUGUGCGUGGAUAAAUGUCUUUAUAAAUCACAGUGCCAAUACAUUUGGAGGUGGAUUGUAUUUAACAUUUAGUGACCUACUUUUGUGAGGGUUUUUUUCUAUUUGUUUGGAUUUUGUUUUUGAUGGUUAAGGCCUUUUCAGUUGCCUUUUAAGUAUAUGAAAGCAAAUUGUGAAACUCCACUUUAGUAUAGUAAAAGUUAAAAACUUUUCUAUUAUCAGCUGUUUGACUGAAAAAUAUGUAUUUUUCUAUUUCAUGUUGAUGUAACAUUAGUCCUAAUUGAAGAACUAGUAUUUAAACUUAUUAUUUAUAAAGAUAAAACAUCAAAAAGCUAUUUAUUUUUAAAUUUUUUUAUUUAAAAGAAUAUUCAGUUUUAAUUAUUUCAUCCCUCAGAUUAUAGGUAAAGAAGGCAUUCACAAAUUUGUCUCCUUUCCUUCUUUAAUUUUAAAGAUAUUUAAAUUGAUAUAACUGAAAGCGUUUGGAUAGUGUAUAUGUUUUGAAUACUUUUUCUCAUAGUUUAGUGUAUUGACUUUGUACUGUGAAAUGUUUUUUUUCUUAUUUUUUGGAUAAUCUCAGGAUUUAUUUGUAUGGGAAAAAACCCCUUAACUUCAUUUAUGAGACAAAUUUCCAUACAAAACUCUAUCUCCUUUACACAGACAUAUACUCAUACAUACACAUUCCUUUUUUAAAAUACAAAUUUCUUGAUAGCUUUUCCCCCUAUUAAAUUCUACUUGAGGAACACUUAGGCCUUUAAGCACAGAAUAUAAUUGUGAUGUUAAAAAUAGAAAAUAAGAUAAUAAGACCUUAUUAAGUCAGUUAUCAUCAAUAUGAAUUUAAGGGUUCUUUUUGAUAUUGUGAUUUAUUUAUGUAAUUCUGUUACCCACCCAAGCAAAUCUUUGGUGGUUCAAAUGAAACUUCUCACAGAGAUUUAUUCUUGUAUUUGAAAAGCAUCCUGGGUUGAUAAUAUAGUAGACUGGGAGUCAGAAACAUUUUCCACAAAAUAUUUUCAAGUUUGUGAGACAGAUGGCCUGUGGCAGUAAAUACUCUAUUUGCCAUUUCGGUUGAAAACAGCCACAGGCAAUACCUAAAUGAUGGGCAUGGCUGGAUUAAGCUUUUAGUUUGACCCCGACAUUAGACAGUAAUUUUUUUACCUUAAGGUGCUGAUGUCUUUAUCCAAUGAGAUAUUUGUCAUUGAAGUUAUAAGUUGUGCCUAACAAUUAAAACUGUGUUAAUUAUAUUAUGAAAGGAUCAGUGUUUCAGUUGGAGAAAUAUUUUAAUUGUGUUUCUGUAAGGGAAAAAAAUGGUGGCCAGUUUUCAAGUUCAUUAGUAAAAUAGGAUAUGGAUCAGGAAGAAGUACAACAGUAAUCCUAAUUUAUUAAAACAAUUGAUAUUAGAGCACUUCUUCAUUUCCUUAUAUAAACUGAAAUUUAGUUUAAUUUUUUUGUCAUAAGGGGGGUCCAUAAAUCUGAGCAGAAAUUCUCAAUAGGUAUUUAUUUAUUUCAUGUGAUUAACAUAUCAGAAAAAUCAUGGUAGUAAAUCAUAAAUCACAUUGCUAUUUUAAUGCUGUUUUUAUAAAAUUUUAAAGAUCGCAUAUUCUAAAAGCUUUCUUUCACUUGAUUAAUGUUAAUUUGAGUGUUAGGUUGCCACAAUUAAACUAUUAUUUUAUUCCUGUAUAAUAUUUUUUAACUUCGUUAAUGUCUGUCUCUUGUUCAUCUACAGUGAAUUAAUUUUACGAAAGAUGUAACUUCUUAUUGUAUAAAGAAUAAUUUUAUCUUUGGGCAUUCAUUGUAUUAGUGAAUCAAGUCAGCCAGCUAAAUGACCCUAUUGUUAUAUCCUUAAAACUAAUCUUGGGAAAAGAAAAACGUAAUCAGUGUAUUUACCUUACAAGGUGGAAAGAUUUUUUCACAUCUGUAUUUAAUCUAAUUCAUGUCAUGAUGAUGUUGAGAAGAAUUUGUAUUAUAUAAAUCUUAAAAGGAGCUAUGAUCAAAGGUCUUUGUAUUCUCUUGACUUUUCCUCCUAAAUGCUUAUAUCUUAGCAAUGAUCAACAUGAUGGUUUAAAAGCCUAAUUAUUAGUAAAUGAUUGAGGCACAGAUAAAAAUAUGAAUAUCCACUGUUUACCACCAUGUUAUUUGAAAUAGAAGUGACCAUGUAUACUAUCUUGCUUGAAGAAGUCUGUGACAAAAAAGCAAUAUCUGUCAUUUGCAAAUUUUCUUGUUCUAAAGAAAGCAGUUAUGUUCUGUAGAUAUAAAUUAUGUAAAUAAAAGUUAUUUUAUACUA
Molecule: messenger RNA, 10327 nt
Organism: Pteropus alecto (black flying fox)
Lineage: Eukaryota; Metazoa; Chordata; Mammalia; Chiroptera; Pteropodidae
Gene: BDP1
Product: B double prime 1, subunit of RNA polymerase III transcription initiation factor IIIB
Exons: 39
Coding region: 242-7756 (2504 amino acids)
Biological process (GO): RNA polymerase III preinitiation complex assembly
Cellular component (GO): transcription factor TFIIIB complex
Molecular function (GO): TFIIIC-class transcription factor complex binding
Source: RefSeq, a predicted model, not a curated record